AAAUGACGGCGAUGUGUUGCAAUGAGAAAGCCUCUUUGUGUGUUGUCGACGUAUAUAAGACAUUUCUGCCGCAGUUUCUUUCUUUGGAAUAAUGUCGGCUGAAUAUGAUAAUAGAGACAAUGGCCCAGAGGGCAUGGAGCCAGAUGGGAUCAUCGAGAGCAACUGGAAUCAGAUUGUGGACAGUUUUGAUGAGAUGAGCCUGCGCGAGACUCUGCUCAGGGGAAUUUAUGCCUAUGGUUUUGAGAAGCCUUCCGCUAUCCAGCAGAGAGCCAUUGUCCCUUGUAUCAAGGGUUACGAUGUGAUUGCUCAGGCCCAGUCUGGCACUGGGAAGACUGCCACCUUUGCCAUUUCCAUCCUCCAGCAGAUUGAUGUGGAGCUGAAAGACACUCAGGCCCUGGUUUUGGCUCCCACCAGAGAACUGGCUCAGCAGAUCCAGAAGGUGGUCCUGGCUUUGGGUGACUACAUGGGAGCCAGUUGCUAUGCCUGUAUUGGUGGGACCAGCAUUCGCACCGAAGUCCAAAAGCUGUUGGCUGAAGCCCCUCACAUUGUGGUGGGAACCCCUGGCCGUGUCUUUGACAUGUUAACUCGCCGAAACCUCUCUUCUAAGAACAUCAAAAUGUUUGUGCUCGACGAGGCUGAUGAGAUGCUUAGUCGAGGGUUCAAGGACCAGAUCUAUGACAUCUUCCUGAAACUGUCAAGCAGCACACAGGUUGUCCUACUGUCGGCCACUAUGCCGGCUGAUGUUUUGGAGGUCACAAAGAAGUUUAUGCGUGAACCUGUCCGAAUCCUGGUGAAGAAGGAGGAGCUGACUCUUGAGGGCAUCCGCCAGUUCUACAUCAAUGUGGAGAAAGAGGAGUGGAAGCUGGACACGCUGUGUGACCUCUAUGAAACCCUGACCAUCACACAAGCGGUCAUCUUCAUCAACACAAGGAGGAAAGUAGAUUGGCUCACUGAGAAGAUGCAUGCCAGAGACUUCACAGUCUCUGCUCUGCACGGUGACAUGGACCAGAAAGAGAGAGACUUGAUCAUGAGGGAGUUCCGCUCUGGCUCCAGUCGAGUCCUCAUUACCACUGACCUGCUGGCCAGAGGUAUUGAUGUCCAGCAGGUGUCCCUAGUUAUCAACUACGACCUGCCGACCAAUAGGGAAAACUACAUCCACAGGAUUGGUCGGGGUGGUCGUUUCGGCAGAAAGGGAGUAGCCAUCAACAUGGUGACUGAGGAUGACAAGCGAACCCUGAGGGAUAUUGAGACAUUCUACAACACCACCGUUGAGGAGAUGCCCAUGAAUGUGGCUGAUCUUAUCUAGAAGAAUCCACACGCCCUUCGUCCACCCCACCCCGCUUAUUUUAGAAGUCAAACCUUGUUUCUUAUACGAUCUGAAUUCUAAGAACUUUCUUUUGCUAAAUUCCACCAUGACUUUACCCUCAACAGGAAGGAAGAAUGCAGCCAUUAUUCCUUCUCAACCUUUGAAAUAGUCUUGGGCCAUCGUGAAAGGAUGAGUUACUGACCUGCUUCGUCUGCUCGCCAUAUUCCAUUAGCCCACAUUGGCACCCGAAUUCUUCCUACAGCUGAGCUCUCUACUCUCAAACUUAAAGCAUUAAUUUGAACGUUUCCACAUUGAUGUCUAAAACAGGACUUUUAACAUAAAAUGAGUGAGGUUGUAACUGGGUCUGACAAGUGCAAAACAUAACCCUGUUUCCAAAAGCACAUUUCAAAACGUAAAUGGUCGGGGGGGCCACAAAAUUACAAAGCUCACUUUUUUUUUUUUAUUUUAAAGGUUAAUGGCUCUGUUAGCAAAGGCUUAACAUUAAAUUAAUAUCUUUGCUCAGCUGGUAACAUACACAGUGCUAACACGAAGAUGAUUGAAGCUUUUGAGAAAUGUGGCUGUGAUUUGUACCUGUAGUGUCUCCAGGUGCUGCACUGCUUGUGAUGGAUGAAUGGUUUAGACUGCAGUUAAGUUUGGAGUCAACACACUGAUCUAAAUUGAAUGGGGGAGAAAAUGCUGCAUUUGACCGAUCAGUAUUUAAACAACCUUCAGUGUACUUAAACAGCCUUAACACACAUCCAUGAUCAUGUUAAGAACAGAGGUUUGGGGGCUAGAGUACACAGGGCAUAUUCAAUAAAAAGACCUGUAUAGUAAAAUCCAUCAUGAAUGAGUUGUUUACCAUUUUGAUCCUUUUACUGCUGUUUCAUAUAUAUAUUUUUUUUAUUGCUAUUGUACAUACUGCUUGACUUGUACAGUCAUUUGUGCAGUAGCAUUCAGUUGAAGACUGACUGACUGGGCGCCACAGAUGUUUGGAGGCAAAAACAACGGUGAGUUUUGUGGAGACUUUGCCUCCUAACCCUGACGACCUGGUUGGAUUUUCAUCUCUCUUUGACGUUAUUGUUCAUUUAGAUUUUAUUUUUAAACAAAAUAUUGGAUUUUUGAUAAGUGGUGGUGACUUUUUGUAACCUACCUCGCCAAAAUGUGUGGGGGAGGGGGGGGGCGUUUCACAUGAAAGGACCAAACUACAGAUGAUUAAGUAUAUAGAGAUCCCCACCCCUGAAAUCUCUACUCUUUCUAAGCGCUCUCAUAUUAAAAUGCCUGUCAUCAUGGGGUUUGGUGUCUGGUUUAGGAGAACUGUCAUGUUUUGGGGUGUAUAGUCAGUGCUAUUUUUUAAAAUGACUUUACGGAAUUGUUAACCAUUUUUGAGACAGAAACAGUGUAUCAAGUUUUCUACAUUGGAUUCUGUAUAGUAUUUAUUUUAAUGGUCUUUAAAAAAAAUAAAGGUUUCUCCUUUUUAACAGUGUAAA
Morone saxatilis (striped sea-bass) is the source of this 2793-nucleotide messenger RNA. RefSeq names its product eukaryotic initiation factor 4A-I. Lineage: Eukaryota; Metazoa; Chordata; Actinopteri; Moronidae. The coding region runs from base 92 to 1306 and encodes 404 amino acids. Gene Ontology annotation, molecular function: RNA helicase activity; ATP binding; translation initiation factor activity. Gene Ontology annotation, biological process: cytoplasmic translational initiation. The record is from RefSeq and is a predicted model, not a curated record. Gene Ontology annotation, cellular component: cytoplasmic stress granule. The transcript is spliced from 11 exons.